AUGGGUUUCUCUUGGGCAACGGGCGCUGCAUGUGCUAUUCUUGCCGCUACAGCUGUUUCUGCUGAAGACGUCUUGUACAGCGAGAGACGGCUGAACAAGAGAUAUAUCGAUGGGAACGGCAAUUGGAAUCAAUCCUUCUUCCACAUCAACGACGUCCACGCCCAUCUAGACGAGUUCCGCUCUUCUGGAACCGACUGCACCGAUCCUACCCGAGGAUGCUUCGGAGGCUACUCUCGAGUAGCGACCGUCGUAGACGAGAAGCGACCUGUGCUCAACAGCAGUCUGUUCCUCAACGCCGGAGAUGAAUUCCAAGGCACCUUGUUCUACAGCUAUUAUGGCGGCGAGAAAAUCGCCGAAACCUUGAACCAGCUCGGAUUCGAUGGCAUGACCUUGGGGAACCACGAGUUUGACGGUGGCGACGACAUGCUUGGAGCAUUCCUGGAAAACCUCACUUUCCCGAUCAUCUCGGCGAAUAUCAAGUCCGAUGAUCCGAUUUUGAACGCCACAAUUGUGCCAUAUCACAUAUACCCGGAAUUCGACCUUGCGGUUAUUGGCGUGACAACGGAGGAUGUGCCCAACAUCGCCAAUCCUGGCAAUGGAACGAUCUUCACUGACGUUGUGGAAGCCGUGCAGGGCGCGAUCAACGAGCUCCGUGAUAUUCACAAUAUCACCAGGAUCGCCGCGCUGACUCACAUUGGGUACGAUCAAGAUCAGAUCUUGGCUGCGGAGACUACUGGUCUGCAUCUUAUCAUGGGUGGUCACAGCCACACUUUGCUAGGUGAUAUGGAGGAUGCUGAAGGCAAGUAUCCUACCAUCAUUCGCAACCAGGAUGAUGAGGAAGUCUUUGUAGUCACAGCGUACCGCUGGGGCGAGUAUCUCGGCUACAUCGAUGUCACUUACGACAAUGAGGGCAAGAUCCUGGAGUAUCACGGAGCACCAAUCCACCUCACCAACGAGACCGAGCAAAACUCGACCCUCCAGGCCCAGAUCGACGAGUGGCGUGUACCAUUCGAGGCGUUUGCGGCAGAAGAGAUCGGUCAGUCGAAUGUGAUCCUGGAUCAGGAGACCUGCCAAGAGCAAGAAUGCCUUCUCGGCGACUUUAUGGCCGACGCUAUGCUCGCCUACCGCCGCAACACUAGCGACGAGGCAGACUUUGCCAUCAUCAACGCCGGUGGAAUCCGAGCAACCAUUGACGAAGGCGCGAUCACUCGUGGGGAGGUCCUCACCUCUUUCCCAUUCGGCAACGCUGUUGUGGAGAUUACCAUCUCCGGCGACGACCUCUGGUCCGUUCUUGAAGGCAUCGUGACAGGUGUGAACCAAGUAAACGGCGAUGAGGUCACCUCCUUCUUUCAAGUCAGCCAAGGCAUCAAGGUGGAGUACAACCCGGAAAACAACAACGGCAGCAGACUCGUCUCCGUCACCAUUGGUGACGAGCCAUUGAAUAGAGAGGAAGACUACAACGUCGUGACUUUGGAUUUCAUUGCUGGCGGAGGCGACAACUUCUUCGACAUGCAAUUUCCGGAUGCGGUGUCGCUUGCUACGCAGGAUGAAGUAUUGACGGCAUACAUUCAACAGCAGUCACCCGUGAAUAUUGAGUUGGAUGGCAGAAUCGCAGUCGUUAACGGACAGGCGAAUACAACGACGGGUGCGUCGAAUGGCACGACUGGUGGAGCGGGUGGUAACACCACAGGAUCUGCGCCAGAAGAGCAGCAGGGUGCGGCGACGAGGAUCGGUGGAACUGUUUUAGACAGUGCUCUUUUCGCAGCAAUUGUAGGCAGCGCUGUAAUGGCGCUUCUGUAG
This is a messenger RNA of Zymoseptoria tritici IPO323, 1800 nucleotides long. RefSeq lists its product as uncharacterized. The transcript is spliced from 2 exons. Gene Ontology annotation, biological process: nucleotide catabolic process. Gene Ontology annotation, molecular function: nucleotide binding; metal ion binding; hydrolase activity, acting on ester bonds. The record is from RefSeq and is a predicted model, not a curated record. NCBI's taxonomy places the organism in Eukaryota, Fungi, Ascomycota, Dothideomycetes, Mycosphaerellales, Mycosphaerellaceae. The coding region runs from base 1 to 1800 and encodes 599 amino acids.